Phyllostomus discolor (pale spear-nosed bat) is the source of this 4123-nucleotide messenger RNA. RefSeq names its product AP-4 complex subunit epsilon-1-like. The record is from RefSeq and is a predicted model, not a curated record. The transcript is spliced from 6 exons. Bases 60 to 1538 code for a protein of 492 amino acids. Lineage: Eukaryota; Metazoa; Chordata; Mammalia; Chiroptera; Phyllostomidae.
UGAAUGGUAACUUUGAUAAUUUUUGCUUUUUAAAAACUAGUUUUUGCUUUGUUUUAAAUAUGAGCCUCUGUUAUUGUUUUAAAAUUCUAGUUCUCAAUUUUGAACCAUAUGGACUCUCCUUUUCUUCAUCUGGCUUUACUGGACGACAGUCUCCUGCUGGCAUUUCUCUGGGUUCAGAUGUAUCUGGAAAUAGUGCUGAGACAGGGCUGAAAGAGACAAAUAGCUUGAAGCUGGAAGGUAUAAAGAAAUUGUGGGGGAAAGAAGGCUAUCUUCCCAAGAAGGAAAGCAAAACUAGUGAUGAAACUGAAGUUCUGCCUGUUCCUCAAGAGAGUAUAAUAAUGGAGAAUGUAGAUCAAACUAUAACAAAAAAGGACCAGUCUCAAGUCCUUACCCAGUCGAAAGAGGAGAAGGAAAAGCAGCUGCUGGCAUCAUCAUUAUUUGUUGGGCUAGGAUCGGAAAGUACAGUCAAUUUGCUAGGAAAAGCAGAUACCAUCUCUCACAAGUUCAGAAGGAAAUCAAAAGUUAAGGAAACCAAAAGUGGAGAAACAACCAGUGUUCAUAAUAUGACCUGUUCUUCCUUUAGUUCUUCAUCAAAUGUGACUUAUGAAGAAGAUUAUUAUUUGGAUAAUUUGCAGGAUACAGAAGAUAAAGAACUAAAGAAAUUUACCCUUAGUUCAGAACUUUUGGAUUCUGAAUCACUCACAGAAUUGCCUUUGGUUGAGAAACUCUCAAAUUGCAGGCUGUCUACACCUUCUUUGUUUGCUGACAACAACAUGGAAGUUUUUCACCCUCCUCAAUCCACUGCAGCCUCAGUUGCCAAUGAAAUCUCCUUAGCUUCUUUGUUGGAAGAAACUACUGAACUCACACAUUCAGAUCUUAUGGAGGUCUGUAAUAAUGAGACCAUAUCAGUGUCUUCUUACAAAAUUUGGAAAGAUGAUUGUUUAUUGAUGGUGUGGUUAGUUUCCAGUAAGAGUGGUGAGGAAUUGAAAAAUACUAACUUAGAAAUUGCUCCUGCAAAAAAUUUCAAGAUCACUGAGCAAUCUGAUUGCUGUUUGCCUGUCAUAGAAGCAGAGAACACAAAAAACUUCCAAUAUAGUGUGCAGAUGGAAGAACCUUUUACAGAAGGGAAUCUUUCUGGUUCUGUAAAUUAUCAAAUGAUGGAUACUCAUGUUGUUCAGCUCGACUUUUCAGUAAAUUUAUCACUGUUAGAUUUCAUUAGACCAUUAAAAAUAUCAACUGAAGACUUUGGCAAACUCUGGUUAUCCUUUGCCAAUGAUGUGAAGCAAAAUGUGAAAAUAUCAGCAUCUCAAGCUGCCCUGCCUGCUGCCCUAAAGACACUGCGGCAGAACCUGAGACUUCACGUUGUUGACAUCAUAGGCAAUGAAGGGCUGUUGGCCUGUCAGCUGCUCCCGUCCAUCCCCUGUUUGCUGCAUUUCCGAGUUCAUGGUGACGUAUUGGCCCUGUGGUUCAGAUCCUCCUGCUCUAGUCUUCCUGACUAUUUAUUGUAUCAGUGUCAAAAGGUGAUGGAGGGUUCCUAGCAGAAGCUCUUACUCCAUCAAAAUAAAUGGUUUACAUAGAUAAACUUAUUUACCAAAGUAAAAAGAACUCAUGGUACUUCUAAUGAAAAUGGGGAUAAUUUAUGAGUUGUGGUUUUAUGUGUUAUCUUUAUGAUUCUUGAUCAAGGUCCCCGAGAAACUGUAUCCCUAACCUUUUACUCAGGAUUGUACAGUAUGCUUGGGUCCCAAAGAGUGACCCAAGCUAAUGUUAUAAACUGCUAAUGAUUUAUAUAUCACUUAGUGUAGCGAGACUGAAAAUAUUUAUUUUGUUAUAAGUAAUUUUAUAGCAAAUAUACUGUAGUGCUAGCUGAUUUGUAGUAAAGCCAAGUCUGAGUUCUCUGUAUUAAUGGAGGGGAGACAUGGAAUUGAUAACCCCAGACCUAAUUCGUAUUUGGCUUUGGAAUGCAGUGUAUGCUUUUUGGUGGGCAAGUUAUUACUUUUAAUUAUGUUGUGCUUAGAUCAGUGUUGAACUAAGUUGACACUGCGCACGCUUAGUUCCAGAGAUCCAUGAGCAUGCUGGAUUUUGGGGGAUCCAAUCUGUAAUACAGUUUUUAUUAUAAAUAACUUGUUAUACAUAAUUGCAGAUAAUUUGGCUACAAAAUUUGUUUUCCAUUAGCAUUUAUUUUUAAAAUGAAAAGUGAAUCACUGUAUUCUUAAGUUAAAAACUCAGAGUCAUUUACAAAAUAAUAUCACAUAGAUAUAAAACCCACAAGAACACACAGUACUAAAGCAAUCAUAUAAAAGGACUUUUUAGUUAUGGCAAAUAUCUCAAUCAGUUACCACUUUGGUUCUUUUAGCAAGUUAAAAUUUGUGAUUAUAGUAUAAAUGGCAAAACAAUUUUUCCUGGCCUUUAAAUCCGCUAGUACUCAGAGGAUGCAACCAAAACAGUGAGUCAGUAUACCAUACAGGCUCUUCAAUAAAACAUAUCAUUCUCAUAUUAUAGUUGUGCCUACGUGCCUCUGUCAGAACUAUUAUCGGCCUAAUGUGAAUGAUGGACCCGAAUCUUGGAUUGUACAUUAAUGUUAAAAACUGAAAUUGUGUUUUAUAAAACCUUAUGGUGCUGUGGAAACAUUUACUAUUUUACUUUUUAUGACACUUCACCAUGGAGAUUAUUCAGAUAAUAUAGAUUUAAGUCAUUGUACUUAAUACUCUGGUUAAUUGAUACUGUUUAUCACCCAGGUGUGGAAUUCUGGCUUUAGGUUAUCUCAGGAAUCGUACUGGAUGUGAAAGAUGCUAAGGGGAUUCCCGAGAGCUGAUAGAUUUCAUUAGUCAUUUGUGUUUAGUGUAUUCCUUCCUAAAAAACAGAAUUCUUUUUUAAAAUUGAUUUUUAAGUUACUCAUUUAAAAAAUGUACCUUGUUAUUUUCAUGCUUUUAAAAACACAGUAAAACCUUGCUGUAAAAGCAAUGAAAAAUGACUGGAAUUUCCUGUGUAGGUUUCCCCUUUUAAAUAGAAGGUGAGAUUCAUCUUCAGGCUCCCCACAGGGGCAGGGUAAAGGGAAUGUGCUGUCUCUGCAGGUGUGGUGGACACUGGUGGCAAGACUCAUCAGCUUCCUCUUUAUUCCUAGUCUCUGUCAGCAGCAACCCACCUGCUUCUGCUGUUACUCUGACAAUGAGAUAGGAAGUGCCCUCUCACUUUGCAGCGUGUAGCAGAAGAGGUGCCCCCAAUUUUUUGUCCGUACUUCAUGUGUUUGCAUGGUUACUGAGACUGGGUUGGGUGUAGAGCAGUGGAUGUAAGGAACCCAGCAAGCUUUGGACAGCUUAUCUGGGAGAGAUUACACUGAGCUGCUGCUUUGUUACCAGGGCAUUCAGGAGUGGCUGCAGCAGUUGUCAUGAGAGAUAUGCUUGACCUGUAGGGUUGUCAAAUGGCGGGAGAUGUGUAAUGGUAGGUUUGGGCUAGGAACAUGAUUUUGGGUCUUCCAGAGGGAACGUGUUAUCACCUCUGUUCUUUCUGAAGCCACAAAAAGUAGGGUUACAGAAUUUCUACUGAAAUGUUCAGUAGAAUGUUUACAAUUUUUUAUAUUUUUAUGGUUUUAAAAACAACAGUAGGAAAGAAUUUCACAGCAGUAUAUAUUUUGCCUAAACUAAUUAACAUUUUAAGUUCUAAAUCAGACAUCACCAACUACUUUUGCAUCGUAGGAGACGUGACUAUAAACUAGGCGAAUGGUUACUGUUGGUAGGUCACCUUCUUACAUUAUAGUCAAAACUGUCAAGUGAAGGGACAUCAUCGAGAAUAAAAGCUGGGAGGUGGGGUUACUCAGCUGCGCGAGUUCUGUGCCUGGCAUCUUUGCUGAGAACGCAGGUGGCAGCAAGUGUGAAUCUGGAGAGAAUAAAGGGAAGAGAGCAAAGUCUUAAGAGCAGAUGGAAGCAGAAUAGUCAGGCUCCCACCAGAGUAGUCCCUGUGGAGGCAGGCAGAUCAAGCUCAGGGGAAAGUGGGCCCAAGUAAGGGUCCUUCUAAAGCGCUGGAGAUGGAAGCUGAGCAGUUACCAAGUGCUAUGUGCCAACCAUGCCAGCCACAGCAAAGGCUCUGCAGAGGAGCAUUAUUUUAAACAAUAUUCUUCUGUCAUCUA